UGUUCUCCGCUUAUCCUCUUCCUCUUCUUCUUCCUCAAACCCGCAAAACCCCAAGCCCCGAGCUCACACACCACCACCACCGCCAUCGCCAUGGCGCCACCUGCCAUGGCCUUCCAAGCUCUCGCUCUCGGCCCCCUCCCCCUCCCCCUCCCCGCGGCGCGUCGCCGCCGCCGCGUGCGAGUCCUCGCCGUGGCCGCAGACCACACCCCGCCGCCGCCGCCGUCGCCGUCCUCCCCUCCCGAGCCGGCGAACAGCCCGAGCCGGCUCCUCCGUGAGCUCGCGGAGCGGAAGAAGGCCGUGUCCCCGAAGAAGAAGCACCCGCCGCGGCGCUUCAUCCUGAAGCCGCCGCUCGACGACGAGCGCCUCACCCAGCGGUUCCUCAGCAGCCCGCAGCUGUCGCUCAAGGCGCUCCCGCUGCUAUCCUCCUGCCUCCCGUCGGCGCCGCUCUCCGCCGCAGACCGGACAUGGAUGGACGAGUACCUCCUCGAGGCCAAGCAGGCGCUGGGCUACCCGCUCGCCCCCUCCGAGACGCUCGGGGACGGCGACGACGACGGCUGCCCCGCGCGGCACUUCGACGUGCUGCUCUACCUCGCGUUCCAGCACCUGGACACGUCCUGCGAGCGCACGCGGACGCGGCACGUCCGGAGUGGCCACUCCAGGCUCUGGUUCCUGGGCCAGUACGUCCUGGAGCUCGCGUUCUGCGAGUUCUUCCUGCAGAGGUACCCCCGGGAAUCCCCCGGGCCGAUGCGGGAGCGGGUGUUCGCGCUGAUCGGGAAGAGAGCGAUUCCCAAGUGGAUCAAGGCAGCUAGCCUUCACAAUUUGGUGUUCCCUUAUGACGAUUUGGAUAAGAUGAUUCGGAAGGACCGGGAGCCACCAGCAAAGGCUGUAUUCUGGGCACUGUUUGGAGCUAUAUAUUUGUGCUUUGGAAUGCCUGAAGUCUACCGUGUUCUUUUUGAGGCGUUUGGCAUGGACCCUGAAGAUGAGAGCUGCCAGCCAAAGCUGCGGCGCCAACUAGAAGAUGUUGACUAUGUAUCAGUGGAGUUUGAAAAGAGACAACUCACAUGGCAAGAUGUUGCUGCCUAUCGGCCACCACCAGAUGCCCUCUUUGCUCACCCUAGGCUAUUUCGAGCAUGCGUGCCACCAGGCAUGCAUCGUUUCAGAGGAAAUAUUUGGGAUUUUGACAAUAGACCCAAGGUCAUGAACACACUGGGAUAUCCAUUGCCUAUGAAUGAUAGAAUUCCAGAAAUCACAGAAGCAAGGAACAUAGAGCUUGGACUUGGUCUUCAGUUGUGCUUCUUGCAUCCCUCAAAGCAUAAGUUUGAGCAUCCAAGAUUUUGUUUAGAACGCCUGGAGUAUGUUGGACAGAAAAUUCAGGAUCUAGUGAUGGCGGAGAGGCUGCUCAUGAAGCAUCUCGAUGCACCCGGUAGGUGGUUGGCAGAGAAGCAUCGGAGGUUGCUAAUGAACAAAUACUGCGGACGAUACCUCCGGGACAAGCACCUGCACCACUACAUUAUCUACGGGGAGUCGGUGCAAGACAGAUUUGAACACAACCGCCGGCUGAGAAAUCCUUCCACGACCGCCGUCCAGCAAGCAAUACACGGCCUUGCUUACUGCGUCUAUGGCAAACCGGAUGUAAGGCGAUUGAUGUUCGAGGUGUUUGACUUCGAACAGGUCCAGCCAAAAGCAGUAUGAGGGUGGUCACAAAACCUGUGCUUGUGCUGAGCUGCUGAUACGCUGACAUUACCGGCGUUUGAAAGCUGAAAUGCUUCAGUGUUGUGACCUGUGAACAGAUCCAAGCGCAGACAGUUCUGAGUCUGAUCCCCGAAGUCGAAAAGCAGGUUAACACACGUAACUCAUGCACCCUCGUUUCUACGAGAUGAACUGGAUUAGAGAUGUUGUAAAUCGAACGCUGUUGUUUUCUGAAUUUACAGUUUUGACGAUUUGAUGUAAAUUUCCAUUUGAGCAGAAAAUGCAAGCAGCAUCAGAGACAAAAAACAGCAUAGGAAGAAUUUUUCCUGUGAAACAUGCUUGUAAAGGAGUUUGUAAUAGAUCUGCAGAACAUCUUUGCAACCAAUGAUACAAGCAGCUUCAUCUUUUACA
Messenger RNA from Oryza sativa Japonica Group (Japanese rice), 2100 nucleotides. The record is from RefSeq and is a predicted model, not a curated record. Lineage: Eukaryota; Viridiplantae; Streptophyta; Magnoliopsida; Poales; Poaceae.